Molecule: messenger RNA, 936 nt
Organism: Adineta steineri
Lineage: Eukaryota; Metazoa; Rotifera; Eurotatoria; Adinetida; Adinetidae
Source: the annotation of a GenBank genome assembly
AUGCUUGCCGGUAAUGCUCUCACUUCUUUGCCUUCGACUAUGGCUCAAUGUCGAAAUUUACAGCUGCUACGCAUUUCUGUCAAUCAGCUUGGUAAAAUACCCUCAUGGCUGUUUUCGAUGCCGCAACUGUCGUGGUUGGCGUUUGCUUCUAAUAUGGACCGUGGAGUUUCGCAAACGGACGAUGAUCUAAUAGGAGUUUCAUGGGGUGAUCUCAUCGUAAUGGAGCAGUUGGGUGAAGGUACCUCAGGCAUCAUUUCGAAAGCACACCGGCAGAACACAGCGCAGCAAGAAGUGGCUGUAAAAUUAUUUAAAGGAGAAUUAACAACCGACGGCUUACCCACGGACGAAAUGUAUGCUUGUAUGGCCGCAGGCGUCCACUCGAAUCUGGUUCAAGUAUUGGGCAGAAUCGUUGGUCAUCCGGAACAAAAACGUGGCUUAAUGCUAGAACUCAUUCCGUCCACUUUCAAAACGUUAGCUGGUCCACCCAGUUUGGACACAUGCACGCGAGAUAUUUAUCAACCGGGCACGUUGUUUUCUCGAAGCAAACUGGAGCAAAUUGCCUCGGGAAUCGCUGCAGCAGCCGCUCAUCUGCAUAGUCGCGGUAUCAUGCACGGUGAUCUUUACGCUCAUAAUAUUCUGGUGGGUCCUAACAAAGCAUUGCUAAGCGAUUUCGGUGCAGCCACAUUGUAUGGGAAAGACUAUUCGGAUGAUGCAGCCGCUAUCGAACGUUUGGAAGUGAGAGCUUUUGGAUAUCUCUUGGAAGAACUGCUCGAACAUAUCGAUCCGAAUGAUACUCACUCAGAAUCGAUUAAUGCUUUUACUCAGCUGAAAGAAGACUGCAUGCAAUUGGAAGUCUUGAAACGGCCCAAUUUUGCUGAGAUCUGCCACCGAAUAGCUGCUUUUCGAUUACUGACCAAAACGCUGUCGUCAACAUGA